AUGCUUGGUGCCAACAGAGUGCAAUUUCUCAACACUCCAGAAUUUCUGUCAGCCGGGACAGGGGAAGAUACAAAUAACCUCAAUCAUGAUAUCUUUCCAUCAUUAGAUUCCCUCUUGGAUAUUUCAUUAUGCGAAAGGGGACUGGACACAUGCGGCAUACCCAAUGAACCAAAUAAUAGCUGGCAAGGAAGUCAGCACACUACUUAUCCACCAGGCUCAUUUCCUGAUACCCUAAACGAUAAGUUCGCCCUCGAUCAUGGCGUCUCCUUUCCUCCACUUUCCCCAGGUCUCAGUAUUGAUGAACCUCCGCAAUUAAGUACCCGAUCUCCUAGCACUACCAAUAGUAAUGCAGACCGAGAUUGUAGCGGCAGGUGUUACGUGAUGCUACUUCAGCAGCUAUUAUUCUUACAUCGGUCGCUACCUGAAUUCAGCCGGCCUUCUGUCGAUGCUAUUCUCUUAGUAGAACGCAAUCUAUACAGAAAUGUCUCCGGCACGCUCCUACAAUGCACUACUUGUGGUAGCAACCGCUCAACCCUCCUCCUACUGUCUACUGUCAUCGAACGAAUUGUCCUAAUGUUUAACUGGAUCAUUGAGAAGAAGACUCUAAUGGACUCGAAGAAUGCACGCUUGAGUCGGCUGGCAUUAUGUUCCUGGGCCCAAAACCCAUCAGUGCCACCCCCAGCAGACAGCUUCCAAAGAACCUUCUGUCAUGUUCCGCUGAUGGUGGGAAACGUGGAGAUGGAUGCAAAGACCAAACAUACGUUUAUGAAACCUUUGAUAAUUCUUAGGAUAAAGAAACUGGCAGCGAUGCUACAAGAGUUAAGCCGAAUUACCGCAAGCCGCUCUCAGGACUGUCUUUGCCGCGCAGCAGAACUGAUAUUGAUGGACUGCAAACAACGUUUGGACUAUCUUCGAGGCCAGGUUCAGACAUGGGAGUGA
This is a messenger RNA of Trichophyton benhamiae CBS 112371, 939 nucleotides long. RefSeq names its product AflR-like C6 zinc cluster transcription factor, putative. Lineage: Eukaryota; Fungi; Ascomycota; Eurotiomycetes; Onygenales; Arthrodermataceae. Bases 1 to 939 code for a protein of 312 amino acids. The transcript has a single exon. The record is from RefSeq and is a predicted model, not a curated record.